Messenger RNA from Pocillopora verrucosa, 3167 nucleotides. RefSeq lists its product as uncharacterized. Gene Ontology annotation, molecular function: protein binding; metal ion binding. NCBI's taxonomy places the organism in Eukaryota, Metazoa, Cnidaria, Anthozoa, Scleractinia, Pocilloporidae. The record is from RefSeq and is a predicted model, not a curated record.
UGGGUAAGAAGAUUUCAACAUGGCAAGCAACUCGAACAGGAUUCGUAUUCACGACAGAGAUGUUUUUGCUGCAAUAACCGAGGGUCCAGCAAAUGUAUUUUCAAGCACUCCUUUUCUUCUCGUAAAGGCCAGGUGGCUUGCAGAUGACUCAGCCCAAGUCUGUCCACUUUGCUCUCAGAAGUUUACACAAAUCCGGAGAAAACAUCACUGUAGGCAGUGUGGAAAAGUUCUCUGUAGCAAGUGUUGUAAUGAGAAGGUUCCUCUUCCACAACUUGGAUUUGAUGAGCCAGAGAGGAUCUGUGACUACUGUCUUGAAGUAACUUCCCUUGUCACAAAGUCAAGAUCACUUCAGAUGACAUUCAAACUAGAAGCAGCAAAAGCUUUAACAGAGUUAUGCAAAGAUCCUGAUGGACUCACAAAGGUUGUGGAGAUGGGUGGGGUGCAGACUCUUAUAUUUCUCAGUCAAAGUGAGAAUUAUGACGUAAAAGCAGCUGUUGCAUCAGGACUUCAGAUCCUUUCUACUCAUCCUCCAUUGCACUCAAUGUUGGCCAAAUGUGGAGGCAUUAGAGCCUUGUGCAGCAUACUUUCCACUGUCAGUGAGAGUCAGGAGCAAACCUUGAUUGAUGGAAUCAGUGCAUUGAUGAUAUUUUGUAAAUCACCUGAAUUAAAAGCACAAGCCUUAGCUGAUGGUGCAUUAGAUCCUGUGUUAACAGUGUGUGCAAUGAAAGAAGCCAUUGCCCUCCUUGCCCUGAUGACAUUGAGUCACAUUGUUGAGCAUCAUGGCAAUGUAGCUCCCCUUAUAGAGAGCAAUCGGAAUGCCCUGCCAAGAAUUCUAGCUUUGACAAAGGCACAAGAUGAAAAGAUUCAAGAAAUAUCCUUGAGAAUUUUGGCACAGAUGUCUGUUGGUACAGACUGGCAGAGGCAUCGCAUUGUUCAGGAAGAUUUCUCAGCUGGUCGAUGUUUAGUUGAAGCCCUUACAAGAGGACCAAAAAAUCUACAGGUCCUUGUAAAUGCAUCCUGUCUGAUUGCAAAUUUGGCAACAGGGGACCAAGAUCAGAUGUCCCUUAGGGAUUGUUUACAAGCCAUGUGUUCUCUGACGUCAUCUCACACUGGUCAUAAAGACGUCCAGACACAUGUAUCCAGAGCCCUUGGUAACUUUUCAAAGUUUCAUCAGAAUUCAUCUAUUAUGAUACAAUAUCUGCCAAGAAUUAUAGAGACACACCUGAAGUCAACAGACAAGACGAUCAAGUGUCAUGGCCUAAGGACUGUCAUGUACCUUCUCAGCCAUCAAAGAGAAAAGGCUGUAGAUGUUCUGAUAAGGGAAGGAGCUCAUGAAGUCCUUACAAGUUUAGGAUCAUUUCCUGGCAUUGUUGAUGCAAUUCAAACUGGUUUGCUAAAAGUAGUCACCACCAUUAGCGACUGUACAGUCACAAAAUAAUAGUCAUAUUAAUUAGUGCUGAAGGAUACUGUUAUUGUCAGUCAUUUUAACUUGAUUAUAUGUACAUGUAUGUUGUAAUUUUUGUAGACAAGAAAGUGAUUGCCUUAAUUUGCUAUUUUGACUGAGAUAGAUUUUUAAGCCGAAAUGUAUCAUGUAAAGGUCUUUAUUUGAUGCGGAUUAGAAAAGUUAUUUUGGAAAAAAAAAACAGACUGGAAACACAGAACUUAGAAAUCUUUUAUCUAUAAAGGCUUUCAAAUGAGCUUGUUCAAAUUAGAAUUAAGUUUUAAUGAGGAAAACCUGGGUGAUCUUUUCCAGCUCUUGUAAAAUUUGCAGAUUAGAAUUUUACUUAAGGGUAAAUUAUAUUUUUAUAUCAGUAUAUUUGUAGAAGCUUCCUUCAGUACAGGGCUCUUAAAUUGACUUAAUUACAAGUCAUCCAGUUUCAUACCAGCCACAAAGAAGAACUGGUAAUCAGUUCUUGAGGAUUAAAGGGUUUUAAAUCAAUCAAAAAGAAACAAAGGAUGAAUGUGGAUAGAGAUGAUUGAAACAGAUUAUGAUGACAAUCUGGAAAUAUUUUAGGUUAUAACUUUUCAAGAUGCUCAAAUGGUGACAUGUAUUGUCCUUUUGUUGUUUAGGCCAACAGAUGGUUCCUUGUAAAACUGUUUAGAUCUUAAAUUACUUACUCAAGAAGCUAUCCUGAAUUGUUUAGGGUUUUAACUAGACAAAAGUUGUCCCAAAAAUUAUCUCCCAUUUAUCAUGUUUAAGAAUUGCUGUGCCAAAUGUACCACAUUUUGAUGUCAUCUGUGUUCUACUACUGAACAGUGACAUGGCAAUGUGGAAUCUAUUUGCUUUAUAUGAUACUAGAAAAUGUUGUAGAUUAUCUUCUGUUGACCACUGUAGUAGCAUGUGAAACCCCAAAGAUGAAUCAUUUUAGUUAACUGCAGACUUGUGCAUUCAAACCUAUGGAAAGUAUUUGGCUUAUUGACUCUCAGUGUGAUUUAAUUAUUUUCAUUCUUUUCACAGAAUGAAACAGUCAGUACUUCUCUCACUAGAUUAUAUAAAUGAAAAGAUAUUGCAUAAAAAAGUCUUCUUUUUAAAAUACUGUUUCCAAAGACAUAUUUGAAUGAUGCAGCAAUUUUACAGCAUGAAAAUAAUGGUUUGCAGAUGUAAGAGAAGAACACCAACCUAAUUUAGAUACAAAGCCCCUGCUUUCUGUAGGCAAGGACAGUUCUGUGUAUUUUACAUCAAAUUCUGCAUAGUUCAAUUUUUACUGAGUAAAUUUUCAUUUUAAAAUGGCCAACAUUGAGCUGAGCAAUAUCAAAUUCCACAAAUUUUAGGAUCUGUAAUGUUAUCUUGAUGUGAUAUCAUCAAUCUGUAAAGUUUAUGCAAAAAUUAAAUGUUAUUCUUAGACACCACAUGAAAUGAUCUAUACAUGCAUAUGUUCAUAUAUUGUAAAACUGAACAAUAUUUUAGAGUUCAGAUAUAUACGUGCAGAGAUUUUCACUAUAUUGGUCUACACUCAAAUUUAAUCUAUGUGUUAAACAAGAAGCAGUAUCAGUUAUGAUUAUCAUGAUUGUGGAUUGUUGGUGUGCCAUGUAGUAGUGAAUUGUACUUGAUAAGGAAAUAAUUCAUGUUUACCUGAAUUGUAAUUUUAUAUUACUUCUGUAAUUAAUAAGGAAUGGAUAGGAAUUACUACACUGACAAUAACUGAAUAAAGAAAAGGAUUUUUUAA